AUGCGAUCUGUAAAUGCGAUCAGAAUUCGUGGACGAGAGAGCGAGUGGAGAUACGAUCCACAAGUCCAGCAGAUUCCCACCGCCGCCUUGCAGGGGCGAACGCCACUGCCUUGCAGCACCCAAGUCCCAGACCACGUCACUUGCUACCACACUUACGCCGUGGGCCAAAACCAGUGCUGCUCCGCCGUGAUCCAGCAAAUAAAUGCCCCAGCCGACACCGUAUGGUCCGUCGUCCGCCGCUUCGAUAAACCACAGGCAUACAAGCACUUUGUCAAGAGUUGCAAUGAACAGCACUGGUCCGUCGGAAACGGUGACGUAGGCACUAUCCGGGAGAUUCACGUCAUAUCCGGUCUCCCCGCCAUGAACAGCACCGAGCGCCUUGAGAUCCUCAAUGACGACCACCAUGUUAUCAGCUUCAGCGUCGUUGGUGGCGACCACCGCCUGGCUAACUAUCGAUCUGUUACAACCCUACACCCAGCAGCGGAUGGAGGCGACGAGACAAUUGUCGUGGAAUCCUACCUUGUUGAUAUAACUCAAGGUAACAGUACAGAAGAAACAAGCGUUUUCGUGGACACCAUUGUUAAAUGUAACCUCCAGUCACUUGCACAGAUCGCUGAGAAUUUAGCCCGACAAAAUGUUUCUAUACAGAAAAUUGUCCAAUUUAAAGUUUAAGGGAGUGUGCUUAAUCUAGAGUUUGAUAGAUUUUAAAACUCCAUAUAAAUUGAAGUAUGUUCAAUUCAGAUUUAAAUAUAAUUCAUUAAAAUAUAGGUGUCCUCAAUCUAGAUUUUUAAAAAUAUUUAUAAAUUUAGGUGUCCUCAACAUAGAUUUUAAUAGGUAGUUUUGAAAUUUAGAUGUUCUCAAUAACUAGUUGAUUUUAAAAGAUUUCAUUAAAUAGAUAGAUUUUGAAGGAUUUCAAGGUAAAAAUAUAAGUACAAAGAAUCAGUAACAAUUUUAACAUAAACCUAAAAAUUUCACAACAUUUCUCACAUCUCUUCAUAUUUGCUGCCCUCUCUCUCUCUCUCUCUCUCUCUCUCUCUCUCCUCCUCCCCCCAUCUUCAACAAGAUUUUCUUCUUUCUAUCUCACAUUUCUCAACUGUGAAAAGAUCGUGUAUAAGAACUUUUCAAUUGAUGAUAAUUUAUAAAAUAUUACUAUUUUUUGUUGAAUAUUGGGUGUGAUUUUUUAUUGAACUUAUUUUUUCUUAUUGAAGCUAUAUAUUGUUUAUUAUUUUAUAGAUGUGCUGAAAAUUAUCAUGGUAAUUUAUGAUUUCUAGUAUGCAUACUCGAACAACUUCAUCUUUCUAGUUCUGUACCCUAUUCCUUUUUCUUGGGAAGAGCUGUGUAUUUUCUACAUAUACCUGCAAAUCCUAGCCACGACAUGUGAGGAUGGUAUCCCACAAUUUUUUCUUUUGUGUCUAUAUGGUCAAUGAGAAUUCUGGCAGUAUGGAAUUAAUUGCCUUGUGGUCAUGUAUGUGUACAUCUAUGUGUUUGUAUUUCACAAGGUUUUGGUCUUUUGAACUAAUUCAUAUUGAUUACGACUUUGAUUAUU
Messenger RNA from Olea europaea var. sylvestris, 1546 nucleotides. Its product is annotated as abscisic acid receptor PYL4-like. Gene Ontology annotation, biological process: abscisic acid-activated signaling pathway. The coding region runs from base 1 to 672 and encodes 223 amino acids. The record is from RefSeq and is a predicted model, not a curated record. Gene Ontology annotation, cellular component: cytoplasm; nucleus. Lineage: Eukaryota; Viridiplantae; Streptophyta; Magnoliopsida; Lamiales; Oleaceae. Gene Ontology annotation, molecular function: signaling receptor activity; protein phosphatase inhibitor activity; abscisic acid binding. The transcript is spliced from 2 exons.